Molecule: messenger RNA, 1674 nt
Organism: Impatiens glandulifera
Lineage: Eukaryota; Viridiplantae; Streptophyta; Magnoliopsida; Ericales; Balsaminaceae
Product: factor of DNA methylation 2-like
Exons: 6
Coding region: 377-1414 (345 amino acids)
Biological process (GO): gene silencing by siRNA-directed DNA methylation
Source: RefSeq, a predicted model, not a curated record
UCUUAACCGCAUCACGUUCAUGGAGUGAGUGCUUAUGUUUUUUCACCAGUUUCUAAAAUAGAAUUAAAAUUAGGGUUUAUAAUCAAGGAAAAGGAGCGUCUUUCUCUUUCUUGACCUUGUAGAUAAUAUCGACAAUCGACCUAUGCAAUGAGCUAUGCCUCUUCUUCUCUCAAGAUAUUGAGUGGUCUCAUUUCGAUUCCAGUUACCAAUGUUAAAUGAUAAUGCAGACAUAACCAUCCAUGCAAUGAGGAAAAAUUGGAUGCAAAAUAUUUUCUGUGAACUAUUACUGGUGCCAGUUCAAUUGAACCUUGUGGAUUAAUUGACGUGAUAUUUCUUCUACGUAAAAAGUAUAGGCACCUUGUGCUUUCUCGUACAAAUGGAUAAGGAAAUACUUCUUGAAGGUCUUUUUAAGGCACGCACAUUGGCUCGAAACCUAGCUAAGGAGAUUGACAUGAAAAAUCAGAAUUUGUGGGAGUUAGAGCAUAAACACAAUGAGACUUCGGUAGCUCUCAACAGGAUGAUUGCUGAGAAAGACGAAUUGCAUCAAACAUUUGCUCAAGAAUUGAGAAAAAUGGAGUUUAUUAGGCAAGAAAAUCAAAAGCUGAAAUAUAAGCUGGAGUAUGAGGUCAAGAAGAUGCAAACUUUAGGUUUAGAAAAUGAAAAUCUAAAGCAGGACCUGUCUAAUCAAAGAAAUGAGAUUGAGCAAAGGGCAACGGAACUGGAAAAGCGAGAAUCCCAUGUUGAACAUGAGUUCAAAAAGAUUCACACAGAGAUGGAAAAUUUGAAAAGCCAAUAUCUAAUUGAAAGUGAGUACAGCAUGGUCCUCCAAGUUGAUGAUUUGAAGGAAGAGUUGGCUGAAAAAAUGGAUGAAUUGCAUAAUGUGGAAAGCUUGAACCAAACUCUCAUAUUGAGAGAUCACAUGAGUAACAAUGAACUACAGGAAGCUCGCAAAGAAUUGAUAAACGUUCUGCCAGAUAUAUUGGAUAAUACAACAAUAGGGGUCAAAAGAAUGGGAGAGGUUGAUCAGAAACCUUUCCAGGAUCUAUGCUUUCGCAGGUUUCCCCGUGAAGACUGGGAGGUGAAAUCAAUGGAGCAAACCUCAUUGUGGCAAGAAAAUGUCAAAGAUCCUGGUUGGCAGCCUUUCAAGACAGUGAUGAAAGAAGGAAAACUGCAGGAAAUAAUUGAUGAUUCAGAUCCAAAGUUGAUGGAGUUGAAAAACAUAUGGGGAGAUGGUGCAUAUGAUAGUGUGGUGAAAGCACUAUUGGAGUUAAAUGAUUACAAUCCAAGUGGGAGGUAUGUAGUUUCUGAACUUUGGAACUUCAAUGAGGGAAGGAAAGCUAGUCUUAAAGAGGUAGUUCAUUGUAUUGUCCAACAACUGAAAACUCUCAAGCCUACCAAACGCAGUAGAAGGUGACAGACAUCGAUGAUCAAAUUUAUUGUAUUAUCAGCUCCUAGAGAAAUGCUUGAACAGUGCAUCAAAAUGUGACAUUACUGUAACAUAUUUAUCUGCUCCACGAAAAUGUUAGGCAUAACUUUAUACUAUCUGCUUCUAUAAAACGAUGUUGAUUAUUGUAACAUUAGAAGAAUGAUAUAAUAAAUAUCUUACUGGCAAUUUGAUAGAGAGAUGCUGUUGUUUACUUUCAUCCCUCAUAUUUGACAAAUGUUAUAUAUCUU